This is a messenger RNA of Pomacea canaliculata, 1495 nucleotides long. RefSeq names its product solute carrier family 23 member 2-like. The record is from RefSeq and is a predicted model, not a curated record. NCBI's taxonomy places the organism in Eukaryota, Metazoa, Mollusca, Gastropoda, Architaenioglossa, Ampullariidae. Gene Ontology annotation, cellular component: membrane. Gene Ontology annotation, biological process: transmembrane transport. Gene Ontology annotation, molecular function: transmembrane transporter activity.
UUAUUUUCUAUUAUCUGUUAUUUUGAAAAAAUAGCAAUCCUUGUAUUCUGCUGACAGAUCCAAGGCAACCUGAUGCUGGCCUCGCUGGUUCAGGUCUUUCUGGGGUGCACUGGGCUCAUGGGGCUACUGCUGCGCUACAUCGGCCCCCUUUCUGUCGCCCCCACCAUCGCUCUCAUCGGCCUCUCCCUCACUCACGUCGUCGUCUUCUUUGCCAAAGUGCAGUGGGGCAUCGCCUCCUUGACUGUGGUUCUGGUGUUGGUCUUCUCUCUACUGUUGGGGCGACAUCGCCAACCUUGCCUGUCCUGGUCACGUGACCGAGGAUUCCACGUUACUCGCCUUCCUCUCGUCCAGCUUCUGUCGGUUCUCAUGGCGAUGGUCGUUUCAUGGCUGACGUCACACAUACUGACGGUGACGGAGGUUUUCCCAAACAACGUCAACAGCUCCUACUACAUGGCGCGCACUGACGUCAGACUGCACGUGUUGCGGGAGGCCCCCUGGAUUACCUUUCCUUACCCGUUUGAGUUCGGGCUGCCGACAGUGAGUGCUGCAGGAUUCCUGGGUAUGUUGGCAGCCACCCUGUCAUCAGUGGUGGAGUCCAUCGGCGACUACUACGCAGCGGCGAGAAUUUGCCACGCCCCUAUCCCCCCGCCCAGUGCCAUGAAUCGCGCCAUAGCCAUAGAGGGCGUGGCUAGCGUCUUCAGCGGCAUGAUGGGAGCUGGACAUGCUACUACGUCCUACACACACAACACCGGAGCCAUUGGCAUCACCAAAGUGGCCAGUCUGCGCGUGUUCCAGCUGGCCGGAGUCCUCCUCAUCGUGUGCAGCAUGUCCAGCAAAGUAGGCGCAGUGCUGACGCUGGUGCCGGACCCGGUGGUUGGAGGCGUUCUUGGCGUUAUCCUCGGUCUCGUCGCCUCCGUCGGCUUGUCCAUCGCCUUCUACGCCGACAUGAAAAGCUCGCGCAAUAUGACUGUGCUCGGCGUCUCCCUGUUUUUUGGGCUGACUCUGCCGCAAUGGGUCUCCGAACUAUCCCGACGCAUAGCCACAGGAUCCAGCGACUUGGACCAGAUCCUGAAGGUCGUGCUGGGCACGCCCAUGACUGUGGGCGGCAUUAUGGGUUGUAUCCUUGACAACGUCAUUCCAGGCACUCCAGAAGAGCGUGGACUUGUCAAAUGGCGUCAAAUGCAGUCAGCUCCCAACGAUUCCUGUUCCUCGCAGAUCUACGACAUCCCAUACAUCACCGACUUCCUCAGAAAAAUAAAAGUCUGCUCCUACCUGCCCGUGUCACCUACCUAUGCCGGUCAUGGCUGCACGUGCUGGCCCUGCAGAAGGUCACGUGACGAAAACGGCGCUGACUCGAACGCAGUGACCAAGAACGGAAAUGUUGUGUGUGAACUGAAGACAAUUGACAACCACGUUGUUUGACGUUAAGAAAAAGAAUUGUGGUGCAUGUUAUAUUGGAACAUUAUGAAUCCCUGCAUCCAAUUCAUAUUUUUUA